UCCCACUCUCAACAACAAACAACAACGAAACCCAAAACUCAACAACCAUGCCGCCGAAGUUGGACCCAAGCCAGAUCGUCGACGUCUACGUCCGCGUAACCGGAGGAGAAGUCGGAGCCGCGAGUUCCCUCGCUCCCAAAAUCGGUCCCCUCGGUCUCGCCCCCAAGAAGAUCGGAGAAGACAUCGCGAAGGAAACCGCCAAGGAGUGGAAAGGCCUCCGCGUCACCGUCAAGCUCACCGUCCAGAAUCGUCAGGCGAAAGUCACGGUGGUUCCGUCCGCGGCGGCGCUGGUCAUCAAGGCGUUGAAGGAGCCGGAGAGGGAUAGGAAGAAGGUGAAGAACAUUAAGCACAAUGGGAACAUAUCGUUUGACGAUGUGAUUGAGAUCGCGAGGAUCAUGAGGCCGAGGUCGAUUGCGAAGGAGUUGAGUGGGACUGUGAGGGAGAUUUUGGGGACGUGUGUGUCUGUUGGGUGUACUGUUGAUGGGAAGGAUCCUAAGGAUCUCCAGGGGGAGAUUCAGGAGGGUGAGAUUGAGAUUCCUGAAAACUGAGGGGAAAAAAGACUAUCUUGUUGUUACGUUUUGUUAUCUUUGUUUAAGGAUAUUUUGUGGUUUAAUUUGAGAACUUGAGGUUUCAUUUGAUGUUCUAUGGUAUUGGUUUCUGGAGCUUUGAUUGAUCUGUUUGGGUUUUGCUUGUUUCUUGAUCAGUUCUAGGUUGGUUCUUGUUCACUACAUAAAGUAUAAUCUUAGGCUUCAUUGCAUAAUCAUCCUAAACUAUCUUCUUUAUUAAUUGGUAUCAUUUUC
This is a messenger RNA of Eruca vesicaria subsp. sativa (arugula), 800 nucleotides long. The record is from the annotation of a GenBank genome assembly. Lineage: Eukaryota; Viridiplantae; Streptophyta; Magnoliopsida; Brassicales; Brassicaceae.